AAUAAAUAAAUGUUCUACCGACCUUUGAUUUAUAAAUGGGACCAAAAGACACAUUUUAUGAAUAGACUCGAGAAGUGUCCGUGUGUUUUCGUUACUGGUAGAUAUUAAAGAUGACGUUAAGAUCAAUAGUUUAUGAAAAUGGUAAAUUAGAAAUAUUGGAUCAGUUGUUGUUGCCAAAUGUGACUAAAUAUGUUCGUAUCGGCGGCGUAGAAGAAGGGUGGCGAGCCAUAAACAGUAUGCAGGUGCGAGGCGCGCCUGCGAUCGCUAUAGUCGGCUGCCUCAGCCUUGCGGUGGAGCUGCAGAAAGAAGUGUUCAACGACAAGAAGAUCAUCCGCCAGGAAGUGGAGGGGAAGCUGAACUACCUGGUGUCAGCUCGACCGACAGCUGUCAACAUGAAGUUAGCGGCCCAGGUCUUGAUCAACUUCAUCAACGAGCUCGAUGAGAACGACACGGUGGGGGCGGAGGAAAUGAAAAGGGGGUUCAUCUCGGCGAUCGAGGCCAUGCUGGAGAAGGACAUCGUGGACAACCGCGCCAUCGGGGAGGCCGGGGCGCAGGCGAUACUGGCCGGCACGCCGGAGGACAACGCGGUGCGCAUCCUCACGCACUGCAACACGGGCUCGCUGGCCACGGCAGGUUACGGCACGGCGCUGGGCAUCGUCCGGACCCUCCACGCCCACAAGAGACUCGAGCACGUCUACUGCACGGAGACGCGGCCGUACAACCAAGGGGCACGCCUGACGGCAUACGAGCUGGUCCACGAGCGCAUCCCGUCGACGCUGGUGUGCGACAGCAUGGUUGCUGCGCUCAUGAGGUCGCGCAGUGUCUCGGCGGUCGUCGUCGGGGCUGACCGCGUCGCUGCGAACGGUGACACCGCCAACAAGAUCGGGACGUACCAGAUCGCGGUGGUCGCCCGUCACCACAACGUGCCGUUCUACGUGGCAGCGCCGUUCACGUCCAUCGACACGAGCAUCCCAAGCGGGGAGUACAUCGUGAUCGAAGAGCGGCCAGACCACGAGAUGACGCACAUAGGGGAGCACAGGAUCGCAGCACCAGGGAUUGGCUGUUGGAAUCCAGCCUUUGAUGUAACGCCCGCACCUCUCAUAACCGCCAUCAUCACGGAGAGAGGGGUAUACAAGCCUAACGAGUUACAGAAAUACGUCUAGCGGUCAAAAAUGGACAACAGUUCCUGCCGAGUGUACAUAUACAACUGAAGAAGCACGUGCCUAAACCAUGGAUUUGUGUGCAGGUUUUUUAUUUUAUUUCCAUCGUAACGCAACUCUGAACAUUUUAUGAACUACUUGACUGCCAGGCCAUAAACAUUUUUAAGGUUUUACAUGAGGGCAUUGUUUCCGUAUUGCAGCACACUUUGAACAGAUUGUUUCGUAUUCUAGUCAUGAGGAUCCAGGAGUGAUAAAACCCUUUUCAAAAUCUCUGGUCAUGAAAACAGUUUUUAUGUGGAGACUAAUUUCCCUCCUCCCUACACAGUGUCUAAGGGUACCAAAAAACUCGAAAAGCAAUGAAACUAAAGGACUGGUCAUGAGAGUUACUGGAUAAACUGUAGUAAUGCUGGAUGUCUUGAAACUUAUAGCUUGGGACAAGAUUUUAUGGUUCAAUUUUUAGGCUUAUUUCAUUUUUAAAACGGGAUAUUUAGGUGUUAUUGUUUUUUAUUUUUUAUUAAUUCUAUUGAUUGCAUAUUAAACAAAUAUGAAACUUAAUGUUCCAUAAAACUUAAUUCACCAAAACAGUUUAUUGUAACUGAUAACAUGAUGCUCUUUUACAAUGUAAUAAUUUGUAAUAAAUAUUUCUAACUACUUGCAACAAUGAAAAUUAGUCUGCUAUUAAUUGUGUGUUUGAAAAAUGUACCAAUCCUGUACUGUAAAAAUGAGUUACAAAUAAUAGAUAAACAGAUAAAAAAAAAAUUCUAUCUGUUUUCUACGUUAAUUUGGUACAACUUUCAUGCUAAAUAUGUUACAUUUCUCGAGUUUAAUGCACUGAAAGAAAUCAGUUUUUUUUAUGUCUUGAGUUAGAUUUUUUACUAAAAAUUCUGAUUAUUUUGUACUUUCGAUUGCAUUUUGGUGCAUUAUGGUGUAUUAAUGUGCAUUUCGGUGUUAUAUUAUGUAUAGAUAUGCUUUUCCGAAUUAUUCUGUUUUAUCGUAAUCCACCAUAUAAUCUUGUCCCUACUGAUAGCAUUUUGCUAGCUUGCUUUUUGUUUAUCGACAUUUCACUUCAGUUUAUAUUCGCACAUUUACUAAAAUAUAUAGUUAAAGACUGUCCACUUAAAUUGUUUAGAAAUAUCUCCAAAGGGGUUUUUAGCUUUUGAACGUAAAAAUUGGCACAAAAAAUAGCUGUAUUUUUUUGGUGGGGAGGGGGGGGGGCUAGGGGCUGUAAUAUAUGUAAACUGACCAUGUAUUAAAAAAAAAUUAGUGACGGUUUUUUAAAGUAUGAAAAUUGGUUCACUAGGUAUUCAUAGACAUCCUGCUCAUCCCCCACAAGGGAUCCAAAUGUAAGACUGAAUGUUCUAGAAUUUUUAUAUUAAAAAGUUUCCACUUAAUUUUGUCAGAAAUUUCCCUUGAGUUGUAUAAAGUACUUACUAAAGUUUGGAGGUGCCGAGCAUGUUUGGGCUUGCAGCAACGAACUUGGUUCAAUGAUGCAGGUGUGAUCAUGGCCACUGGUGAGGACAGGCUACCAGAUUUUAAAUAGUGUGUGGUCCAGUUGGCAAAAUACUUAAGGAUAUAGCUGGCCAAACUAUCUUUUGUUGUAUCUACAACAAAAACUUCUUGAUUUUAUGUUGUUUUAAGUUCGUGAUAGAUUUGUGAUUCUAGGAAAAGUAUUUUAAGAAAAAUAUUGGAGUUGGUCAGAUCUUGAUUUUUGUAAUCCAAAUCUUAAACUUGAAUCACCCACCAACAGUAUCUCGAAUGUACCCCUUGAAUUCAAAUCUAGGUCGAGUAGGUAUGUGCGAAGUUUUAUUAGUACAUUUUAAUUUUAAUUUUAUUUAUUAUUCAAUAAUACUUCGAAAUGAUAUGAACUACUAUAUUAAACAAAGCUUUGUACUAUAAUUUAAGUCUUCACAUCGCAUGUUCAAUUUAUUUUUGGUUAAGUUUGGAAGAUAAACCUCUUGCAUGAGCGUGACGCCAUAAUCGAUAAAUCUAAAGUGUUACAUAACUUAUUUACAGCAUUGUGUUGCUUGUCAUUGGUUUUAUUAAUUUUUUUAUAACAAAUUACAAAUUGAUAAAAUUGCAAAGGGAUCAUCAUAAACAAAAGUAGUACCUCCAGAUGUAAAAGAAGUAUGUACCCUCUUUUAUCGCAUAAUCGUCGCACUCGCAUAAUCGUCACACCCAUAUUUUAGGGUUUCAAAAUUUUGAUAAAAAAACUUCUCGCGUAAACGUCGCAUGAUGUUUUUGGUCCCGCUAUUAGAUUCUGAGCGCUUUGUGUAGGUAUCUUUUUCGUAUAAAACUGUGUAUUUUAAAGUAUAAGUCUGAUAUUUAUUCGGAAAUGAACUAUUUUACUUAUUUAAUUAACGGAAAUAGGAAGCUGUCUGAUGUGUUAAUUUUCUUUUAAAGGCGUUUUUAAACGUUAUAACUAGUGAUGGGUCGAUUCCGAUUCCGGAAUCGGUCGGUUCCACCAAUUCCAGUAUUAUCGUGGGAUUCAGAAUACAAUGGUUUUGGAAUCGACCAUGACCGAUUCCUGCAUUGUUUUUAAGUUUGCAAAAUACAUCUCCUGGGCAACGUAAGAAAAUAUUAAAAUGCAUGCAAAUAAAAUUUUUAAACUACAUAAUACAAUCUUUUUUUACGUUACUGAUUUACGAAUUACUGUGAUUAACGUAUUUAUUUACUUGCACCGCCAUUUUCCUUACAGUACAAAUGCGGUAUCUACUUUCCCGCUUUAAGCGAAAGCAUUUUACGGAAAUUACGUUGCAGCAGCACUGCAUUUAAUAGUAAACCUUCAAAAAUAAUUAGACAAAACUAUAAAUGUUAAAAGAAAAUUAUGUAAAUGUAAACAGCAAGUAAAAUAAUGUAAACGUUAACUAUUUGAUCAUGGCAGCUACAUUUGCCAUUGUAAACAACCUAAUUUUUUUUAUUGUUUGUGAUACCUGCCAUGGUAAACCAUACGGCCAUGAACCAAAUCUUUGGUGACGUGAACGUGAAAAUUAAGAUGUUUCACAUCUCUGCACUUUAAACUUUAAAGAAUUAAAAUAAGUUUAAAAGCAACAUAACCAAAUUGCUGUAAAUCGGCGUUCUUGUGCGUCUUCAGCGAUGCUCGUUUAACGUUAGAUAUAUUUUGGAAAGGCAGUUGGCUAAUCUGAAUUUCCAAACAUUGGUGCUGAAACGUUCGUAAAUUUUUAUUACCAAACAUAAACAAUCUUUUGAAAGUAGUAGUUGUGUUAGUUUAACAGAAUUGUUUCCGAUAAAUUUCUGAAAUGAAUUAAAUGUUAACACGCGAUUAUUUGAAGAGUUUAAAUCUCACCAUAAAAUGUGAAAAUUUUGAGAUGCUAAAUCAUGCACAGAACUUUCUUACUUAAGAACCGAAAAUUUAUUUUCUCUUUACGGUUGUGAAGAACUGCAAGACUGGAUGGACUUAUUCUUUUCACCAAGUGAGAUAAUUAAGUUCUAGGUAAUAUAUUAAAACGUAAGCAUCUGACAUUUUAUUUUAGUGUGGUGCAUAUUUGUUUCUUGUCAUAUCCAUCAUAAUGAGAUAAUAAAAUUUUAUUUUUACAUUUCCCUCUUUUUAUUUUUUUCGCCCUGGUCCCUUGAAAUAUGUAUAAACGAGGUUAUAUUGUCAUUUUAUUUGGAUCAUUAUUUAGUUGUGCUCUAAAUAAAAUUCUUAACCUAACCAUACAAACCUCUUUUUUUUUUACAAUUAAUUAAUGUAAGGUAUCUAAAGUUGGUUAAGUUAUAACAUUAUUUACAAUUUAUGUCAUAAGACAUUUUUGAUUAUUGGCAGUGUUUGAACACGUGUUUCGUCUAACUAUAUGCAAGGUUAAAAGGCCAAAUUGUGCUAGAAAUUCAAGAUAGCGUAACUUGAUGGUAAUGAAUAUACUUUUUAACAUUAUAUAAGCUGUAUAUAAUGUUAAUUUCUGCACAGAAAAUGAAACACAAUGCAAUUACAUUUUUAAAAUCAUAAACAACCUUUUUUUUUCCUGAGUAUAUUACUCUGUUGAACAUUGUCAGAUAAAAAUUAAGGAAUCGGAUUCGAAGAAUCGACUCUUUAAUUUAAGAAUCGAAAAUGGAAUCGGAAUCGGUGUAUUUUUGGAAUCGGCCCAACACUAGUUAUAACCUUUAUCUGUUCGUCUACGUUGCCGCUGUGUACCGCUUAUAAAACUGUAGCCAGUGCUAGUUAGCAUCAUUCAUGUUUGGUUAUGUUGCUUCCCGUUUAGAGUGCACACAUGUAGUCUAAUAUCGAUAUCUCGCCGAUUGCAUGCAACGCACGCUCUCUGUCGAGUGCCGAGUUAACUACAUUUGAUGGCCCGCACUCUUUCGUGGUAAAUGUGUACUACAAUGAUAGCUUACGCGUUAGUUCACGUCAUAUAUUUCGGGCCAUAGAUUUGGUUUUUCUAUUUAAAGUUGAAGAAAAAUUUUUGUUGCAUGAAUUAUUAAUAUAAAUUGUUUGACAUGCUCUUGUAUACUCCACCAUUAUUUUUUUUUUAAAUAAAAGUACUUUUCAUGAACGGUUUUGUUUUUAUGAAUAACUUUACCUAACAAAAAAAAAAAUUCCGCAUAAUUGUCCCACCCCUACUUUUCAAACUUGAUUUUAGUAUAAAAUGUGCAACGAUUAUGCAAGAAAACACGGUAGUGCAAUAUGGAAUUUUUCCACAGACAUUGGUGAUUAUGUCGCACAAUGCGAUAGAUGCAACAGUAUUUCAAAUGCCCCAGUGGUAGGUUAUGUAACUAUGAUUUUACUGUACUGUUUUAAUAAAUUAUUCAUAGAGUACACAGCAAUAUUAUAAUUUAUUAUUUACUCUAUAGUAUCUGUUCUCCAAAUAUAAUGCAACCUUCAACAUAAAAAAAACAUAAAACGCAAUUAAUUAUGUCUAAUUUGUGACCACUCAUGUAUUGUAUAUUUGUUUAUACGUUUUCCUAUUCCUUGAGUCUAAUAACGUUUCAUUUCAGUUUUUUCUUUCUUCUUCUUCAAUAUGAUUUGCGUCAUGAUGUUCGUAACAACAGUUUUGUGGGGAUCUUAGAAGCUUUAAUGGUGUAAUUUGCCACAAAAGAAUGUUAAUAUGUGUUUCAUUGAUUGGUAAAGUACACAUAUUGAAUUUUGAAAAAUUUACUAUUAGUAUUCAUUCUACUAUAACACUAUACACGUUUUGCAGUUAUCGAUAGUUUUAAAUUUGUUUGGGAGUAUACUUGAUUUGGAUGAGAAAAUAACAAAUAUUAUUAGACUUAAUUCAUCUGUGGAGUUAUUAAUUACUGUUGCAGUUUUGGUAUUUUCCUAAUAGAGUAUGUGCUCAUUCAAAAAAUUAAAUUUUUUUUAAAAUUGUUUGUUUCAUGUUAUUAAAUAUAAUGAAAGUAAAGCUGCAUUUUUUUUUGUGAGGAGAAUCUUUACGUACUUUAUUAUUUGGGGGGCGGGGUGAAUAAAAUUAAAUUUACAAGAAAAGUUUUUAGAGAAAUUGUUUUGCUUGUGAAAAGUAACUAUUAGAAUUCAGUUCAACUUUGCACAAACAGUUAUUAUUUGUUUCGCACUUUGAUUCGCAAUGAAAAUUUACCAUUCACACAUAAGUUUCCCAAAUCAGUACAUAUUGUUAUUUUAUUUACUUAAUUACACAUUAAAAUGUUAAAAGUACUAUAUCUUGGGGAACAGUUUACAAGAUAUAUGAAAAGAGAAAAAAAAAAAACCUAGAUGUAGUAUACUUCAGAGUUGUCAUGCUUUAAUGUGUGAAUUUACUACAUUAUCUCCAAUAUUUUUCUUUAAGUACUUUUUAUACAAUCUAAUUUUUAAAUACUAGUUUUUUAAUGGUAUUCAAGAAUUUUUUAUGCCUUUCCCUAAAAAGUAAUAAAUAUGAAUCAUGAACAUUUAAACUUUCAAAAGAAAACCAUUAGUUUUACUAGAGGCUGUUUUGUGUUAACAUAUCUUAAAGUUUAAAAAAUAAAUAAUUUUAUUAAUUUUUUUUAAAAUAUUUUUGAUGCAUUGAAAGCUGUUCGCUAACAUUAUACUUUAUUUAUUUAAUAGCUUUUGUACCAAUUACAGAAUUUUUUUUUAUUAACUUCAUUUCUUUUGACAUUUAGCACUUGUAGAAGGUUUAAUAAAAGAAAAGAUUGUAAAUUACAAUACUUGAAUUAACAAAGCACAAAUCACAUUCACCUCAAAAUUUGUAUACAAAAUUUGCUGUGUAGUUGGAAUACGGGCUCAAUGCAAAACUCUAUUUUCAUAUCUGUGAAAAUUUUCUUCUUCCUCUGGUCAGCCUGUGAUGUGUUGGAAAUGGAUUAGCUACCUGUGGCGGCCAUGUUGUAAUACGCUUGCUCGUAAAAGUUUAUUUAUUUAAUGUACAGUGCCAAAGUCCAGUUUGUUCCUACAAUAGUAUUAGUUUGUUCUCCCAGAAUAUGACUGGGAUAUGUUGAAAACUAGCCAUGUCACCUUUAUCUUUAUUUUUUCUACACCUAGAUUCUUCUACUUGCAGCCACCCAAGUUUAAAUAAUUGUAUGGAUAACGAAAAAUUUUAAAUUUUGUUUGUUUGGUGAGGGAAAAAGUUGAGAUUCACAGUUACACAUACCUAUCCAGAUGAAUAUGUAUCAUGUUAGCUGUUUUCUCCAUUUCACACUGAACUGAGGAGAUGGCAAGAGGAUUAUUUUAGGUUAAACUUCACUUUUUUUUAUCAUCCUGUGUUAUUUCUAUUAAACAUUCAUAUAUACAUGGAAUUGUUUACCAGUGGGGCAAACACAACUUCCUAUUACACAAUAACCAUAUUUUGUAUCAAGCAAACUGCUUAGCAUUGUAAAUCCUAUGUCAUUUCUAGGGACUGAGAAAACAUUUUAUAUUGAUGAGAGGUUUAUAUUUCCACUUUCCAGGGUUCUUAUUAAUGAGGUUUUAUUGUGUCUAGUUUUAAGGGGGAAGGAUAAAGAGACAUUUUAUUGUAAAGCAGAGUAUAUUAAAUUAUGCCAAACAAUUUAAAUUAACUAGACAAUUAGACAUGCAACAAAAACAAAUUUUGUUUAACUUAAAAUAGAAAAAUGAAAAACGUGACCUGAACAUGAGCAAGAACUUAAGUAGUUUACCCAUAACUUUCAUCAUAGUACACACUAUCCAUGAAAUACUGCAAGCUAUCAAAUGUAGUUUACUCGGCACUAGACAGAGCACACAUUGAAUGCAAUUAGUGAGCUAUCAAUAUUGAUAUUCGACUACGUGCGGCAUACUAUACGGGCAUCAACUUACCAAACAUGAAUUAUCCCAACUAGCACUGACUACAUUAUUAUACGCACUGCACAGUGAUGAUGAACACUUAAAGGUUAUAACAUUUGAAAACAUCUUUAAAAGAAAAUUUACACAUCUGGCAAUUUCGUAUUUCUUAUUUAAAUAAAUAAGCUGUGAUAUCCUAAUGAAUAAUGGAUUUAAACUUUAAAAUACAUAGUUUUAUAUGGAAAAGAAUUUUAUUGGUAACAUCUUACAUUAAAAAAAAAAAUAUAAUGUACAUACAUCUUAUGUAGUAAAUGGCAGGACCGAAACAUUUGACCAUAUUGGAUGGGAAAUCACGUUGUGCAAGUACAUCUUAAACCAAUUUUAAUGUCAUUUAAUUACUGUAUUUUCCCGUUAUAACUACCACACUGCCUGACAGCAACUUUAAAACCAAUUGCUGCACAUUGCUUUGUCCUGUGAUGUUUGGCAAGGUCAUGUUUACUACUUACUCAGAGCGCUCCGAAUCUAACAGGGGGACCAAAAAAUCAUGCAAUUUUUGUGCUAGAAUAUUUUUUUUCUUAAUUUUGUUGCCCUAAAAUAACAGUGUGACGAUUAUGCAAUAAAACACGGUACUAUGAUUUAACGAAACCAUUUUGGAAAUUGAACAAUGGAAAUUGUUCAUUGUAUAAAAAAUGUUGAAACCAAGAUGGCUUCUUUUGAUUCCUCUCCCUCCCCCUUGAUAAAUAUAGAGUUUAGUAAAGAGAACUUGACUUUGGGGGCAAGGUGAACCCAAGCUACUGCUUGACUGGGUUCAAGUUUUAAGUCAUAGUCCAUCCCCAGACAAGACAAAAAUAUUAUUUAUUGAGAUCUUAUAAAUGCACAAAAUACAUUUACCAUACUUUAUGAGACAAAGUGCUGAACUAAACUAAGUAAUAUUUAUCGCCUAGGUUUCUACCCAUUAAAUUAUGUAUAGCCAUUUUAGUAUUUGACAGGCGAGUGGCAAGUCAGGUUUGAAAUAAAUUCACAAAGUUUUAAUUAAUCUUUUUUCUUGUUAAUAUUUUUGUAUAAAGAGAAGUUGUACGUGUGUAUGGUAAGUGUCCCAUUAUCUUCUAGUUUUGUGUACGUAACAUUACAUUCAAGUUAGUGGGAGGUUAUACAUUUAUUUGUUCCAAGCAUUUAAACUUUUUUUCAAUUAACCAACAAAGUACUAUUAAGUUUGUAAAUCAUGCCAUUAGGGUGGAAUUUUUUUUAUAAAUUAGUUCCUUAUAAAAUUAAAAUAAAUAGAAAGUAUUCAAAAGUUGGUUUUUGAAAGUUUUUGAAGCAGUUUGUUAAAAAAAAUGUAUUACAAUGAAAAUGCAUGCUUGAAACUCCGCCACAGUUCUAUGUAUUUCAAAGAUUAUCGCAGAAGAGCCAAAUAUUUGCACCCAUCACAAGUUUGUGAUUGAAGUGAUAAUAGUAAAUCAGAAGAUAAACAGUAAGAUACAAAUGAAGAUUAUAAUAUAAAAAAGUUACAAAAUGUUUUGUUAUAUUAUUUUUAUCAGCUUUAAAAAUUAACUAGUUUAUGUUAUAUUACUUGUAUGGUGUUUAAAAACAAUUAUUUGUAUAUUUUGAGAAAUUUUCAUAGUCCUGAAACUAGGCCUAUGUUAUGCAUUCACAACAACUGCAAAGACUGAACAAAUGAGAAAAUUUAAAUAAUAAAUUGAUGGGUGCCCAUAUUUUUUUGUAUGUGUAAUUAUUGUACUUAAAAUCAGAUGUAAAUUUUUUUUAUUUCUUGGCUUUCAUAUGUUAUGCAUAUAAAUUGGUUACUUGAACAAAUUAAUUAUUAUUGCUUAGUAAAAUAUUCCUUAGUAAUUUAAAAUUUAUUUUCGACAAUUUUACAAUUUUUAUCUAUUAACCAAGCUUUUCUACUCUGGAAAAAAAAUGCUUUGUGAAAUUGAUACUUACACAUGUAAAGUUCCUCGUAGAUAGACACCGCAACGGAAAAUAAAGAGUUGAUCUAUAGAAUUUCUGCAUGCCUUGCAGGUGUUACUGUGUGGUGGCUUCUUAAACAAUAACCAAAACCUUAAAUCUGUGAUACGACCAAAAUUUCAAAUAAAAUUGGUAGGGCUGUAGGCAGUCUCGAAAUGUAUUUUCUCGAAUAAGCUGCGUUUUCAAAUAUUUAGAAUGUGAACAAACACAUUUGUAGUCUAGAAUAAGCUAUUUACCAAUUUUUGCAAAUAGAACCAUGUUUAUUUUUUCAGACUGUAAAAUUUACCAUUUCUUCAGCGUGUUUAAUUAUUUUAAGUUUCCCAGCAACCAUAAAGGAUUGCAACCAUAAACCUUUGGUAAUUAUUGCAACAACUUUCACACCGAUUCACACACUCACAAACCAUGUGCAAUGUAUCCUUGGUCUGAUAAGUAACAGCAGGUUGACCUAGGAGCUUUAUGGAUCUUCGGCUGUGCAGCGCUAUCGUGCAGUGUUUUCAAGUUUUGAUUGAGACGCGCACCAUGAUUUUGUAGUACACAUGUUACGAAAAAUUGUGUGCGACUUAUUUGGGUAAAUACAGUGCUGGUGUUCCCGAUGUUGCUGACAAAAUUCAUUCUGCCGUUCUAAGUGCCUACAUGUACAUAUGGUUGUUAGUAAUUAAGUAUUGAUGGAAGUUAUUGAUAAAAAAAAAAGUCAAUUUACAUGUACCUGUCCACAAUAGGUAAACAUUUGUGCCAAAAUCAAUCUGAUGGUAAUCACUUUCUAUAUUUCAAAAAGGUGUUUUUCUAUUUGUUACCGAAUGUCCUUGUACUUACAUUCAAUUGCUCUGUAGUGAAAAUGCAACACUGUUAAAAAUAUGUUUGUGUAUGUUAGCAUUAUAAUUAUAAUGGUUCGUGUUUUAAUCUUAUUUGGUUAUACAGUAGUAUGUCUGAAGGAUUUUUUUUGAACUGUACACAAUGAGUUAUCAGUGACACUCAAUAUUAUAUUGAAAAGUACUUGUGAAUUUAAUUUUUUGUGUUAGACUUGUUUUAAUUUUUAUUUUUAAAGUUUACGUACUAUUAUUUUAGAGGGGUAUUCAACAGUGUCUUUAAUUAAAAAACUUCUUGGUCAUUUAGAGAUUAAGAUGUGAGGUAAAAAUGAAAAGUUGAGUUCAUCUGAAUUAAUAAAAGUGUUUUAUCUUUUAUGUUUUUAAUAACUGUUUUUAAUUUUAGUUCUAAAAGUAUAUUCUUCUAAUUAUAAAUAAAUAAGCUUUAAAAAAAAACAAUAAAUAAUUUUUGCUCAUUUAACUUUGCGUCGGUAUCCCACUUUUUUGAUAUCUAUGUUUUGUGUUACUGGGAAAGAAAUUUUUGUCUAACUUUCAUAGACAGACAUUAUUAACCUUUUUUUUCUCUCCCAAAAAGUCCUUUGAUUGUUAUAUUAAAACAAGUAAAUUAGUUUUAAUUAAAGUUAUUAUAUAAUUUGCUACAUUUUCUUUCUUUUAUAUCUGUGAUUCAGAUUAUGUGUUGUAACAUCAGAAUAUUAUAUUGGAACACUGUUAUAAGUUAUAACAUUUUACUGUUUAAUAACUUACCUUAAUUUGAACCUGCUCAUAAAGUUAUUUUAUACACAUAAGCUUGAAAACAUUAAAGUAUUAGUAUGGUGUGGGUGUCUAUCCUGAAGCUAAAAGUGCCCCUGGCUGCUUACAAUUGAUUAGCAAAACAAAUAAUAGCUGUAUGAAUGCCAUUGCUUAAAAUUUGUUUAAUAUCUUGAAGGAACUUGCUAAAAAAAUUAUCAAAAAAAGCCAUCAUUAAGAGAGAAUUGCUAAACAAAGUAAGGAAUUGGGUUUAAACUUUAAUACAACCAUAAAUGUUUUUCUAUCCAGGUGGGAAAGGAGGUGGAUGUCUUUCUCAUUUUGAUUUAAACCAUCAAUAUGGCAAAGAUUGUAUAUACCCAAGCGGUGACUUCUUGCCUCUAUGGUUGACACUCCUAAAUCACUUCACAAAUGUUAUAACAAAGUUCCGCCCAGUUUUAACACUUUUUAUAAAAUUUACUGAAUCAAAAGACGAAUGUUCGUGUGAGAGACUUUUGUUUUAUGUAUGUAACUUCAGUGAAGUCCCGCUAACCCAAACUAAUUGAGGCUGAUACUGUUCAGAUUACUGUACUGUUAGAUUAGCUGAAUCAUUGCAGUAAUGCAACAUGUGUACUAAUACGUCUCUAUAAACAUUAGGUUAUCACAUAACUCUUUUACAAGCACAAAAUCACUAUAAAAAAAUUGAUGAUAUGUUCAAAAUGACAUAAAUAAUUUUAAAUUAAAAAAAGUUUUUUUUAUUUUUUUUUUUUUUAAUUUUUUUUUUUUUACCUUAAACAUGUUUGGAUGAGCGGGACUCUACUGUAGUACCCUACAGCAGUUUUCACUUCAUUUACAUAGAAUUUAGGUUAGUAAUGAGGUAUAUUUGUCAUUUAAACAGCAAAUUAAAUCAGAAUGAAGUAACAAGCUACAUAGGUAUGUCACUUUUCAAGAGUGGUAAUAUUGCAAAGUGAUGCCAGUUGCAGGUAACUGCAAUGCAGUGUAAGGAAGCUGAACUACUGGAGCUAAGCUAAAAAAAAAUCAUUUCAGUAACUUUAUUGCAAUACUGCUAGCUAGCAGUUAGUGUCAUUUUUGUAUAUACUUAUUUUCAUAAGUAGUGUAGUUUGGGAUUUUUAUCUAUUGAUUGUAAUGGUUUGACAGCAAAGAAAUAAAUGUGUCAAUGUGCUAUUGCUGACUAA
This is a messenger RNA of Bacillus rossius redtenbacheri, 13039 nucleotides long. Its product is annotated as methylthioribose-1-phosphate isomerase. The transcript is spliced from 6 exons. Gene Ontology annotation, molecular function: S-methyl-5-thioribose-1-phosphate isomerase activity. Bases 111 to 1163 code for a protein of 350 amino acids. NCBI's taxonomy places the organism in Eukaryota, Metazoa, Arthropoda, Insecta, Phasmatodea, Bacillidae. The record is from RefSeq and is a predicted model, not a curated record.